GUUUCCGGUGCAGGCGGCAGCGUGAGGCGCGCGCGGCCUUGCUCGAGCGCACUGCACGAGCGCACCGCACAGACAAAGGGCGGCGGAGUUUUUCCCAGGAUGUUCUGAGGCUGCACAGCUGCUCACAUUUCAGCCAAAAUGUCAAAGCGGCCCUCGUACGCGCCCCCUCCUCCCCCCGCCCCAACAACGCAAAUGCCUUCCACCCCGGGGUUUGUGGGCUACAACCCUUACAGCCAUCUGGCCUACAACAACCUCCGGCUGGGAGGGAGCUCCGGAGGCUCCGGCAGGAACUCCUCAGGGAUCACCGUCCCAAAGCCUCCCAAGCCUCCAGACAAGCCCCUGAUGCCUUACAUGCGGUACAGCCGGAAGGUAAGCAGGAAGGUAUGGGACCAAGUGAAGGCGUCUAACCCCGACCUGAAGCUGUGGGAGAUCGGCAAGAUCAUCGGGGGCAUGUGGAGGGACCUGACGGACGAGGAGAAGCAGGACUAUCUCAACGAGUACGAGGCCGAGAAGAUCGAGUACAACGACUCCCUGAAGGCCUACCACAACUCUCCAGCGUACUUGGCCUACAUCAACGCCAAGAACCGCGCAGAGGCCGCCAUGGAGGAGGAGAGCCGGCAGAGGCAGAGCCGCAUGGACAAGGGAGACUCGUACAUGAGCAUCCAGCCCGCGGAGGACCCGGACGAUUACGACGACGGGUUCUCGGUGAAGCACGCGGCCGCCGCUCGUUUCCAGAGGAACCACCGCCUGAUCAGCGACAUCCUGAGUGAGAUCGUGGUGCCCGACGUGCGCUCCGUGGUCACUGUGGGCCGCAUGCAGGUGCUCAAGAGGCAGGUGCAGUCCCUCAUGGUGCACCAGAGAAAGCUGGAGGCGGAGCUGCUGCAGAUCGAGGACAGACAUCAGGACAAGAAGAGGCGCUUCCUGGAGACCACAGACUCCUUCAACACGGAGCUCAAACGGCUGUGCAGUCUGAAGGUGGAGGUGGACAUGGAGAAGCUGGCUGCAGAGAUGGCCGCGGCGGAGGAGGCGGCUCGUAAACGCGCAGAGGAGCGGGAGAAGGAGGCGGCGGAGCAGGCCGAGAGAGCAGCCAAGCAACUGGAGGACAAACAGAACCACUCUGAGACCUCCGCAGCGGGGGGCAAGGACGAGGACAAGGACAUGCCCAUGGACACUGAUGAAACGUCCAGCGCUGAACCCGGACCCGAGUCCAAACCCUCGGCCGGUCCCCCGUCCGACCCGCCCUCCUACUCCUCGGACAAGGCCUCCCCGCCCCCCGAGCCCCCCGGCACCCCCAGCUCCGGCCGUGCCCCCAGCGAGGACAGCAACAGCCUGCCCGCCGCGUCCACGGAGGGACCCCCCGCCAGCUCCGCGCCCGCCGCCCCGCCGCUCCCCGAAGCCCCCGCGCCCAGCCAGCCCCCGCCGCCCGCCCCCGAGGAACCAGUGCCUCCCCCCGCGCUCCCCCCACAGCCGUUUGACAUGUAGCUCGUACGUGGCCAGGGUUGGGGUAUGAAAGAACGGCUACAUCCACGCUGAUGAAUCAAAAUAAAUUGUUUAAAUUGUGAAUAAAGAAAAUUUUAUUCUGUUAACUGGACAAAAGUUGAGAGUGAAUGUUUGGCCGCUCGUCCAAGAGGCUUCUUCAGUUCUGACAGGGUUCUUUUAAGUCACUGCCUUAUAUUUGUCUCAAGGGAUGAGCUGACUGCACUGAAACUAACACACCCUAGUUUUCUGAGGUCUGUAAAUCCAAGAGCGGUCCAAUGUAGAGAAGGUUUCCGCGGUUGGUCGUCAUCUGGACCCUGGACCGUGACGUUUCAGUUCCCAUCCCGAAGUAUAAAUGUUUGUGUCGCUCAUCAGAACGCAAACUGAAAUGUUUUGGUUAAAAAAAAAAACUAAAAAAACUGUCCAGGUGAAGAAGAAUCUCUUAAGUCCAUCAACCUCUUAAACUUCAGGACUUUAUUCUCAAAAUUACCAAUGUUUGAUAUAGGUAUUAAACUGUCCUAAGGUGUGGACUACCCUUAGGAGUGGACUGUCCUUAGGUUUGAGCUAUCCAAGAUUUUUUGUUACCUUAAGGUGUGCACUGCCCUAAGGCGUGAGCAUUCCAGUAAUUGUGGACUAUCCUAAUGUAUGAGAUACCCAGUAAUUGUAUGCUACCCUAAGGUGUGAGCUAUCCAGUAAUUGUUUGCUACCUUAAGGUGUGGACUGCCCAAAAGUGUGAGCAUUCCAAUAAUUGCGGACUGCCAUAAGGUGUGAGGUAGCGAGAAAUUGUUUGCUACCCUAAGGUGUGGAUUGCCCUAAGGUGUGGCCUGACCGAGGUUGUGACCUGUGCUAAAGUGUGAGCUGUCCACUAAUUGUUUUUGCUACCCUAAGGUGUGAACUAGCCAGUAUUUUUGCUACCCUAAGGUGUGGACUGUGCUAAAGUAGGAGCUAUCCAGUAAUUGUUUGCUGUCCUAAGGUGUGAGCAUUCAACUAAUUGUGGACUCUCCUAGGGUGUGGACUUUAAUAUAAUGUGGACUGCUCUAAGGUUUGAGCUAGCCAGUAAUUGUUUGCUGCCCUAAGGUGUAGCCUGACCUAGGGUGUGGACUGCCCAUAGAUGUGAGCUGCCCAGUAAUAGUUUGCUUCUGGUAGGGUAUGGACUGUCCUAAGGUGUGGCCUCUGCUGAAGUAGGAACUAUCAAGUAAUUGUUUGCUACCUAAGAUGUGAGCGUUCCAGUAGUUGUUUGGUAACCUAGGGUGUUGACUGUCCUAAGGUGUGAACUAUCCAGUAAGUUUUGGAUACUCGUUCCUUCCCUAAUGGGACAAUAUCAGCACACGGUGAAUAUCACUUUGUGCAUAUUUCCCUUCUUUUUGUCCAGUUAACAGACUUCAGUUUUCUUUUUUGCGACGGAACCUCCCUGAAUUACACAGAUAUUUGAAAAUGUAUUUGUGAUUUUUCGCGCGGACGUAGCCCCACUCGCCUCUCGAGAGACGGGAGACCGCAUGUUCACUCUCGCCUAACCACACCCAGCAUGCCCAGUUCACACCCAACCACGAUUUCUAUUCCAAUAAUCUGCACAGCCAAAGAAAACCAGGGAUUCAAAUCAGGAGCACACUGACCAAGCCAUUCCUCUGUCACGUUAAUACGCUCAGGAUGUGUCCGAGUCCACGCGGGGCCGCUUUAGUCCGCCGCCGGGAACUAGGUUUACUGAAAAUACUGAAAGUGCGACGAGGUUUACGACUAUGUUUCUAAACUGGACUAAAACGGUUCUGCUAACGCUGCGAAAAUGAGUUCAAAUGACCGGGAUUCUUAAUGUUUAUCAUGUUUUUUUGACUAGUUGCGUUAAUUUUGUGAGGCAAAAUUUUUUGACUAGUUUCAGUGAAUUUUCUAGAACACUUCAACUUCUUAAUAAAUCGUAAACAAAUCAAAAGGUUAAAAACAAAAGCAACAAUCUACUUCAGUGACUUCUUUUAGGGACAUACUUUUUGUAGUUUUAUUUCAAAUUAAAGACUUUAAGAAUUAUUUUAAGAAUUGAUUGGAUUUGAACUUCAAAAAUUAGUUCAAAUGACCAGGAUUCUCAAUGUUUAUCUUGUUUUUUUGACUAGUUGUGUUGAGUUUGUGAGGCAGAUUUUUUCGACUAGUUUUAGUAAAUUUUCUAGAUUCACAAAAUACAACACUUCAACUUUUUAAACCUUUUUAUUAUUAUUUUUUUUCAAUAAAAACAAAAGCAACAGUCUACUUCAACCACUUCUUCAGGGACAUACUUUUUGCUUCAGUGCUUUAUCAUAAUUUCAUUAUAAUAAUAUCAAGAUAAUUUUAUGAAAGGAAACAUUUUUUAAACCAGUCCAGAAUCUUGACCAACUUAACAAAACUGAUUCAGAUCUACUCAAAUUACAUUUUAAGAAUUGACUGGUUUUGAACUCCGAAAAUGAGUUCAAAUGACUAAGAUUCUAAAAUGGGGAAAAAAAAGUUUAUCCUGUUUUUUGUUUUUUUUUUGUCUAGUUGUGAUUAGUCAAAAAAUCUGGUCAUACAAACUAGUUUCAGUGUAUUUUCUAGAUUCACAAAAUACAACACCUUUUUAUUUCUUUACACUAAAAACAAAAGCAACAAUCUACUUCAACUACUUCUUUUAGGGACAUAUUUUUUAUGUAAUUUUAUUAUUUCAAGAAAGAAAAAAAAACAACCAAACUGAGUAAAGUAAAGAAAAAUAAACAAAAUGGACAGAUAAUUUUGUGAAAAAAAGAUUGAAACCAGUCCAAAAUGUCUUCCAAAAUCUAGACCAACUUGAGUCGGAUCUGCUCAAAUUACGUAUUUUCUAGAUUCACAAAAUACAAGAUUUCAAGAAAAAAAAGUUAAAUUGUCAAAAAAAAAAAAAACAAAAAAAAACACUGUCAGAUAAUUUUGUGAAAAAAGUAUUAAAAUAUUAAAAUCAGUCCAAAAUGGCUUCCAAAAUCUCGACCAAACCUUCUAACGAUAUUGAGUUGGAUCUUCUCAAAUUACGUUUUACGAAUUCCCUGGACUUGAACUCGUUUUCCCGGCGUUUUCCCCGUGUACUCCGCCGCAUGUUUUAGCUCAGAUGCUGUCACUUAAACUACUGUGAUGAGGGCAUUCAACGGUUUACUUCCAAUUCCACUGUGGUGUUUUUUUCACUCAAGCAAUUCCACAAAACGUGAGACGGCCUUUAGGAGGACCCCCCCCCCCCCCCCCCCAAUCUCCUCGUGAAACCUCAAUAUUUAACGACUACUCCUACUACUGUAUCUUUGUUUUUAGAGAGAGACUAGAAUAGAACUUUGACCACCACGCAAAAAAUCUCGUAUCAGUAACACGAAACGCCGCGCGCGCUUCGCAGUCGGCUCGGUAAAAAACGUCCCGAGGGCUGAUGGAGUUCGCACGGUGGAAAGUACAAGUCCUCGUAACGUCCUUCACUGUGUAGGGUUGCCACCGUUUUGAAAGCUACUGAUGAUCUCGUGUCCUUGAUUUGUCCUCUUCCUCCUCUUCUUCCUCUUCUCAGUGUAACCUCAGUCAUGUAUGCAUCGAAGACUGUUGUUUCUUACUAGAAUUGGACUGUUUUAGUAAUAAAGAAUUAUAGCUUUGUUUUUGCAUCUUUUGUACUUCCUGAAUUUCUCUAUCCGAAUAAAGAGUUUCUGUUACUGA
Boleophthalmus pectinirostris (great blue-spotted mudskipper) is the source of this 5124-nucleotide messenger RNA. Its product is annotated as SWI/SNF-related matrix-associated actin-dependent regulator of chromatin subfamily E member 1-like. Gene Ontology annotation, cellular component: SWI/SNF complex. The record is from RefSeq and is a predicted model, not a curated record. Gene Ontology annotation, molecular function: nucleosomal DNA binding; nuclear receptor binding. Lineage: Eukaryota; Metazoa; Chordata; Actinopteri; Gobiiformes; Gobiidae. Gene Ontology annotation, biological process: negative regulation of DNA-templated transcription.